GUUCAGCCCCAUUCUAGGUUGCAUGGCCUGAGAAUGUUAUCGCCUAACUCCAUGUCUCUCCCCUCCCCGUCUAGUUUCAGGAAACCUCAUCGUGGAGGUCAUCUAGAAAAAGCUACUACGAGAAAGCCAAGACUGUAACCAGGACUCGCUUCUGACCAUUCUAGACUGGGGAACAGGCAGGCGCCAGGGAUUCUUGGAACGUCCCUCUCAAGUCUUUGGAGGACAUUAAGUUCUGUUGGAAGACAAAGGGGAUUCAAUAUGGCAGCAGGACUGAAGGGCCAUGAAGGAGUUGUUACAAUGACUUGGUGACAUUUCUUCCAAACUGCAGUGGCUUAAAGGAAAAAGCGGACCCAAGAAACUCCUCCUCUGGACUUUUAGAGUUGCUUUAAGUGUGAGACCAGCAUGGCUCAGGUAAAACACUCUAGAGUCCUCCUCCUUCAAGAUCUCUGGGAAGCGAGUUUGCAGUUUCACUCUUGAAUGCUGCCUUAGUCAACAUACUGACCAACCCAGUGAGCAGCCCUCUGUAAUAAGCACCAGGGGGAGAUCUAGAGGAAGGAAAGGAGACUGGCCACUGCUCCUGCCUCAGGGAGCUUCCAGUCAAAUGAAGGAGGCAAGUCUCCUGGCUUGUGAAGGCCUAGCAGGUGUGAGUUUGGUUCCCACUGCAGCCAGCAAGAAGAUGAUGCUGAGCCAGAUUGCCAGUAAGCAGGCGGAGAAUGGAGAACGGGCAGGUACCACUGAAGUGCUGAGGUGCUCAAGUCAGGGCCACCGCAAAGACAGCGAUAAGUCCCGGAGCCGCAAAGAUGAUGCCAGCUUGGCUGAGACCUCGCAUUCCAAAAAGACUGUUAAAAAGGUGGUGGUUGUAGAACAGAAUGGCUCUUUUCAAGUAAAGAUCCCAAAAAAUUUUACUUGUGAACACUGCUUUGGAGCCUUUAGGAGCAGUUACCACCUCAAGAGACACAUCCUCAUUCAUACAGGUGAGAAGCCAUUUGAGUGUGACAUAUGUGAUAUGCGCUUCAUCCAGAAAUACCACCUGGAGCGCCACAAGCGUGUACACAGUGGUGAAAAGCCGUACCAGUGUGAGCGGUGUCACCAGUGUUUUUCUCGGACAGAUCGAUUACUCAGACACAAACGGAUGUGCCAAGGGUGCCAGUCCAAGACUUCCGAUGGACAGUUUUCUCUCUAGGCGCCAGGGGCCCUGGGUGGUGGGAACGAUCAGAAGCAUCUACUGAAGAGCGCAGCCCCUCUGGCCUCAUGGUCCCACCACCACCCAUCGGUGCCUGUCCCCCUCCUGGAGGAGUGGACCCAGGAGGCAGAAGAGUGCAUCGGGGACAGUGGCCCCAGAGCCUCAGUUCUGUAAAUAAUCUGAGACUUUGAGUAUCUCGGGGAAGUUCCUGCAGCAUUCCUAGGUAGGGAAACUUGUCUCUGGACCCUUGGCUGAGGUCCUAGGUGGGGGACUCCGGGUACAGGACCAAGACUGAACCACAACCUUGGACGCUGACUGGCAGCUGACACAGAAAACGUUGGGGUGAGGGAUUUGUUCGUUCUGUUGUUUUUGUUUAGCCAUAAGCAAUUUCAGCAGGUGCGCUGUGGAAACCCGUAAUCCAGAGACUUGGAGAGCAGGACUCUGGCCGGUCCAGCCCGGGCCCCCAACACAUUGACUUGAUUGUGUCGCAGUUGACCCUGGAUGGUUCACGGCCCUGCGCCUCACCUGCUGGAGCACAGGAGCAGGGCUCGCAGUUGAACUCACCGUCCUGCUUAUACACUGUAGGGACAGGUGGAAGAUCCAUGGGAGGAGCCGAGAAGAGAGGCCAGGUACCUUUAUUUCCUCCAGGGAAGAGCAGGAGUUGUGCCCCAGGCUCUUGGAAUGGCCCCUGCCGCUCUGGUACCCAGUGGGGUCAGCUCAAGUGCCUUUAGGAGGAAACUUAGCGGAGGGGCACAGAAAGCCCUUCCUUCUCUCUCUAGGCAGUUGAUCCUGGAGAUUGUUUGUGGCUACCUCACUGCCAUUGACUCCUCCUAAGCCAAUACAGGUGUUGCACGAGGAGUCGUGGCUGUGAAAGUGGGGUUCUUGCCCUGCGCCUUCUCGGGCUCCUGUUCAAGAGACAGGAAUUUGGUGUCCCCUGACGUGACUGUUGAGCAGGAGGCACUGUCCUCCUGCCCAAGUCCUAUCACUGUAUUCAGGUGGCGGGAGCUGGCAGCUGGAUUUGGGCCGGAAGUGAGCGCUUGACUUCUUGAUAGCCCGGCCCCACUCAGCAGAGUUAGGAACAGGAGGGAACUGCAGGGAGGGGACUCAGGAAGAAGCCCAGUGUGGGUUUUGUCCUUUGGCUCCUCUCUGCUCCACCAUCACCCUGUUCGUCCAUCCCCCAAAAUGAAUUGGGAUGUGUGUGCUUUGUGAGUGUUCAUGUUUGUGUGCUUGGAACUGGCAUAUUAUUGAGCCAAACCCUUCUCUGGCCCUAAGCUUAGGAGGUGCAGCAAACAGCCUUCCCCUUCCCCCAAAGACUGAAGGGUGUUUGAAGUCCCCACGGGAGCUGCAGGUCUCAGUUCCGGGGGCUGGAGGCUAUUUUAAGUUUGACGCAACAGGCUGGUGCUUGAGGUGUUGUUGAAUCCAGCCAGAGUGUGUGAAUAUAAAUUUUCCAAAAGGUAGAAUGAAAAACCCUCUUCUUCUAAGGAAAGGAUCCUUGUGAGAGGCUCUAGGGUCUAGGUGACCCCUACUGUGGUCUGUGCUGAUCUAUGGCAGGUGUGUGGUGUGCUCUUAGAGAAAUCAUGGAGCCACAAUGAAGCUCACCAAGCUGUCAGUGGGAUGGGAAGCAGCCACACAAAGAUAUGUGCAGUUUCCCAGAAACGGCAACAGCAAACUCCUGACUGUUGGCCACUUGGCGAUCAUUGCCUCCAUUCCUCUGAGGUGUGAGGAUUUCAGGGAAAAAUGAAGGCCAGACACCCUGACAGAAUCUGAGAUCCUUUUGGGGAGACGCUAGGGAAUGUUUGCCAUGACAGGUUCUGCCAUUUGGACUGGUCCAGAGCUUGGCCUCAGUCCUUGGAUCUGCCCUGUGGUCCUGCAAAGCCCAGACAGCUAGCUGGAUGUGUUCCUACCUGUGGACCAACCCCACUCCUGUUGAGCUGCCACAGGGAUCCUGUCUGCCAUCCACCUCCUGGAGUAUCUUCUGAGAAGGAGACACUCAGAAAACUGCCCUCCCAACUAGGGAAAAUGGGAGGCCUUCUCUCCUGCCACUUGGGGCUGAUGGAGACAGGUAGUAACAACCACAAGAUGCUCUAUCCCCUCAUGUGUGAAUGAGUAGGUCCCACUUCCUGCCACUUCCCAGUGCUCAUGCCUCAGCUUCCAGCCUGGCAGGGCAGAUGUGCAAAGGACUGGCCAGAACUCCCUGCCCUAGAUGAGCUUCAGGGGAAAUUCAAGAGCCAGAUCCGUAAUUGGGUGCUGAUAUUCUGGAGCAGCUUGUGUGUUUGAGGAGAAGUAGCAGAGUAGUAAUAGGCACCCCACAUGUGCCCCCCAGGAAGCCAGACUAGAACCUUCAGCCCAGCCCUCCUUUGCUGGAAUAGGUUCUAUUCCUGGCAAGAUGCCUCAGGUGUUUGGAAUGAAGGGAAGGGGAGUUGGGACAGUCUCUCUUGAGAUCAGGAUAUAGAAUUUGAGGGCCUGGGGGAGAGCUAUACCAAACCCUCCCAGCUCCUGGUCUUUUCUGUACACCCCCAUACAGCCUCUUAUCAACACUUAGCUACUGAUUGUGCCCCAUGGCUUGAAUUUGGAGGGUUAAAUAGGGUUUGACCUCCACCCCAUUAACCCUCUCCCCAGAUGCUCUGCACCUCUACUAGGGCCCUGGCUGGGGCUUUUAUCUUCAACUAGGCCUCCCCUUCUCAACCCUUUUUUUUUUUUUAAUAUACUUAUUUUGCUAUUGGGGUGGGGAAUAUCAAAAUGAAAAAGAUCACUUUUAAAUGGUAGUUUUUAUAAGAUGUUAUAAACUUGUAUCUUUUUACCAUUAAAGUACAGUGUAUGUUCCUUCGUGAUAUAUUUAGGAUAUUUAAAUAAAAAGAAAAUGGGA
Messenger RNA from Suncus etruscus (white-toothed pygmy shrew), 4049 nucleotides. RefSeq names its product zinc finger protein 740 (gene ZNF740). The record is from RefSeq and is a predicted model, not a curated record. The transcript is spliced from 6 exons. Lineage: Eukaryota; Metazoa; Chordata; Mammalia; Eulipotyphla; Soricidae. Gene Ontology annotation, biological process: regulation of transcription by RNA polymerase II. Gene Ontology annotation, molecular function: DNA-binding transcription factor activity, RNA polymerase II-specific; RNA polymerase II cis-regulatory region sequence-specific DNA binding. Gene Ontology annotation, cellular component: nucleus. The coding region runs from base 602 to 1183 and encodes 193 amino acids.